AUGGCGCGCGUAGCUAUGACAGGGACCGCGGCCGCGGACCCGGUGGCGGACGGGGCUGGUGCGCAAGCGCCGGCCACCGUCGUGCCGCCGGGGAUGCGCAGCGGACCCUGGAAUAGCUACGAUCGCGCGCAACUGCAAGACGCGGCUGAUAAGGCCUGGCUACCCAUCGAGGUCGACCUGAAGCACGAGAAGGCCGCGGGCGACCGCGAGUCUGUGCAGGCGGCGGAGCGCUCGUUCAUCGAGCGCACCGCGCCGCGGAAGAAGGAGGAGCUGACGGAGGAGCAGAAAGAUGCUCGGGCCGCGGCUCGCAGGGCCAAAAAGGCCCGGCAGAAGAAGAACAAGGCGGAGAAGGCUGCGGCGGCGGCGGCUGCGAGCGAGGCCGAGCGUGCGGACUACCCGCACGCGCAGCUGCGCGAGAACGUCGAGUUCGUCAUGGACGGCCUGGAGGCUGCGACGCAGGCGGCGCGCAUCCCCACCGGGUCCAAGAUUCAGGGCAGCGGGUUCGGUGACAUGGUGUACGCCACGGUCCCUAUGGGCUCCGUGGCGACGAAGGUUGCCCGGGACUGGCUCGCUAGCGAGCUCUACGAGCCGUCCCGGCGAGGCAAAAUUGAUGCGGCCUGCAGGGACCGAAAGGUUGCCGAGCUGAUCACGGCUGCCGGCGCCUCGGCGCCGGCCGACGCCGUGUUCGGCGGCAGGUUCGCGACGGGCGAGACGCCCCGCCCGACGACCUCCGCCUCCGAGGCGGACGAGGGCGACGGCGGCGAUGGCGGGGCCGAGAACAUGUCCUUUGACUUAUUCUAG
Messenger RNA from Emiliania huxleyi CCMP1516, 801 nucleotides. RefSeq lists its product as hypothetical. The record is from RefSeq and is a predicted model, not a curated record. NCBI's taxonomy places the organism in Eukaryota, Haptophyta, Isochrysidales, Noelaerhabdaceae. The coding region runs from base 1 to 801 and encodes 266 amino acids. The transcript is spliced from 3 exons.